AUAAAAGUAGUCCAUUCCACUAAACAGAGAAUCUUAAAACUAUAGCCCUAAAGUACAAAAGUACAAAGACAACACGAAGCUACUUUGCUUCACCUGAGAAAACCGAACAGAUUCUACUCUCUCAACAUUUUCUCCACACAAUUUUAAAGAUGAGCCGCCAUCCAACUGUCAAAUGGGCCCAGAGGUCUGAUGAACUGUACAUUACAGUUGAGUUACCUGAUGCUCAGGAUGUGAAGGUCAAACUUGAGCCGGAGGGGAAAUUUUACUUCUCGGCCACUGCUGGUGCAGAGAAGAUACCAUAUGAAAUCGACAUUGAUCUGUUUGACAAUAUUGACGUUAAUAAUAGCAAAGUCAGUCCUAGUUCGAGACAUAUCUGCUACUUGGUGAAAAAGGCCGAGGACAAAUGGUGGGACAGAUUAUUGAAGCAGGGAGGGAAAUCUCCUACCUUUCUUAAAGUUGAUUGGGACAAGUGGGUUGAUGAAGAUGAAGAUGAUGAGCAAGCUGCCAAACCUGGAUCUGAUAUGGACUUCGGUGACAUUGACUUUUCUAAAUUGAACAUGGGAGGUGGUGGAGGAGACUUGGAUUUUGGUGCUGAAGACGAUGACGAUGAUGAUGAGAGUGAUUCAGAAGAGGAGGAUACAGAACAAGCAUCUUCUGGCACUGAGCUCGAUGCAAAAGACACGGUCGGCGGCAAUACAAAUGGUGCGCCCGACACUAAAGCAUAAAAACUUUGAGAUAGCUUUGAUCGACUGUGCAAGGAGAAUUAUUCUGAAAGCUUUGAGGGGUUAACUGGUUUUUCAGCUUCGAGGGGUUAACUGGUUUUUCGGUGCUGACAUGUAUGCUUCGUUUUUGGUGUUUGCCCCUGGAAUUUUUUAAGGUGAUUGACAUAUGAGAUGCCCCUGAGAAUGUUAUUUAUUUGUUUUUGUUGGAGUCGACAACACAUUGGUGAAGAUUAUUGAUACAUUGAUAUUAUCUAUUAUUCUUAA
Molecule: messenger RNA, 986 nt
Organism: Trifolium pratense (red clover)
Lineage: Eukaryota; Viridiplantae; Streptophyta; Magnoliopsida; Fabales; Fabaceae
Product: co-chaperone protein p23-1-like
Exons: 6
Coding region: 150-725 (191 amino acids)
Biological process (GO): protein folding; chaperone-mediated protein complex assembly
Cellular component (GO): nucleus; cytosol
Molecular function (GO): protein-folding chaperone binding; Hsp90 protein binding
Source: RefSeq, a predicted model, not a curated record